This is a messenger RNA of Chrysemys picta bellii (western painted turtle), 2336 nucleotides long. It is a transcript of the gene VMP1, whose product is annotated as vacuole membrane protein 1. Gene Ontology annotation, cellular component: membrane; endoplasmic reticulum; endomembrane system. The record is from RefSeq and is a predicted model, not a curated record. NCBI's taxonomy places the organism in Eukaryota, Metazoa, Chordata, Testudines, Emydidae. Gene Ontology annotation, biological process: Golgi organization; autophagy.
GGAAGUGAUGGACUCAGCGGUCACUUCCGGUAGGUGGAGUGGGCGAGAAUUGCCCGCCUCCCCCAGUUCUGUGUUGGCUCGCGCCCAGCAGGAGCCGGAGACGCCGGGUGGAGAAGCCGCAGCUGGAGCAGGACUCCUAUGUGAUCGUGUGACACUUUAUCUGCAAGCCAAGUCCGGUCAGCCCGGCAGGAGGCUGUGGUGAGGACUGGAAACUGGCUCAUAGCCCGUGAACAGAGAGCGAUGCUCAACGGCAGUCUGUGGAGCCAGGGCAGGGAGCAGAAGAUCUGGGAGAAGAGCACUUACUUUGGUCUUGAAUGUCUGCCGAGCUGACAAGAUAGUAGACUGUCCCAUUGGCUUAAUACACAGAAGAGGAGGAAAACAUCUGAAAUACUGUACAGGAAGCUAAAAGAUCCUUGUAAGUGACUGAUCUAUGAAAUGGCAGAGAAUGGAACAGAUUGUGACCAGAGACGCAUAGGAAUGAUCAAAGAACAGCACAAUGGGAACUUUACAGACCCCUCUUUGCCGUGUGAACGGAAGCGAAGGGACCGAGAAGAGAGGCAAAAUAUUGUGCUCUGGAGACAACCACUCAUUACCUUGCAGUAUUUUUUCCUGGAAACCCUAAUAAACUUGAAGGAAUGGACCAUAAAAUUGUGGCAUCGCCGAAGUAUCGUGGUGUCUUUUUUGCUGCUGCUUGCAGUGCUUACAGCUGCGUAUUAUAUAGAAGGAACACAUCAACAGUAUGUGCAGUAUACGGAGAAAAAAUUCUUGUGGUGUGCCUACUGGGUAGGCUUAGGCAUUCUGUCCUCUGUUGGACUCGGAACAGGUCUUCAUACCUUUCUACUCUAUUUGGGUCCACACAUAGCAUCAGUUACACUUGCUGCGUAUGAAUGUAACUCAGUUAAUUUUCCUGAACCACCGUACCCUGAUCAAAUUAUCUGUCCUGAUGAGGAGGGGAUUGAAGGAUCCAUCUCUUUAUGGACCAUAAUCUCAAAAGUCAGGCUAGAGGCCUGCAUGUGGGGUGCUGGCACAGCUAUUGGAGAGCUGCCUCCUUAUUUCAUGGCCAGAGCAGCCCGACUCUCUGGUGCUGAACCUGAUGAUGAAGAGUAUCAGGAAUUUGAGGAGAUGCUGGAACAUGCAGAGGCUGCACAAGACUUUGCCUCCCGAGCUAAACUGGCCGUCCAGAACCUGGUGCAGAAGGUUGGAUUCUUUGGCAUUUUGGCCUGUGCUUCAAUUCCAAAUCCUCUGUUUGACCUGGCAGGAAUAACAUGUGGCCACUUUCUGGUUCCCUUUUGGACCUUCUUUGGCGCAACCCUAAUUGGGAAAGCAAUAAUUAAAAUGCACAUCCAGAAACUUUUCGUUAUUAUAACAUUCAGCAAACAUAUAGUGGAGCAGAUGGUGUCCCUAAUUGGUGCUGUCCCAAGUAUAGGUCCCUCUCUUCAGAAGCCGUUUCAAGAGUACUUGGAAGCUCAGCGAAUUAAACUUCACCACAGAUCUGACAAUGGAGUGCCACAGGGGGAGAACUGGUUAUCAUGGAUGUUUGAAAAACUUGUGAUCGUCAUGGUUUGCUAUUUCAUCUUGUCUAUAAUAAACUCCAUGGCCCAAAGCUAUGCCAAACGAGUGCAGCAGAAGAUGUACUCUGAGGAAAAGACAAAAUAAGCUGGGUAAAACCCAUUGAAAUGGGCUUUAGCAGACAUGCAAGUGACAGGUCUUACCAUAUGUUAAAAAUCGGCAUUCUUCAAAACAGGGAAACACUUUUUAAAAUCAUCAAUUUUCCAGCUGUAACAAGUUUUUAAUUAUUUUCUUUUGAAAGUAAUUCACUCUUAGAGAAUAACUUUCAUUUACAAACGUAUGUAUGUUAAGGUAAUGUAUAUACUCUCUUUAAUUCAGUCUGAGUUGUACGUUCUGGGGUGGCACGUGUGAUGCUAGACUAAUGUUGAACAUGAAUGCUUUCCAUUCAAGUUAAUUCCAAAAUUGAUGAUUUAAUACUUAGCACAACUCCAGAUUUCCUGAUUAACUUGCAGCCUGGCCUAAAAGUAACGAUUUUCUUUUGAAGGAUGGCUGUCGUGCCUCAUAAUUUCAAGGUCAUUGAAAUGUAUGUAAAUGAUAGUAGACUGGGUAACAUUCUUGCAUGUCCCUCAUGGUAAUACGAGUCCAUCUGAGUUCUCAGAAAUGCCGUCACAUCGCACAUGCUCUCAGUUGGAAAAGCCACCCUUGCCAACUUCAUAAUGGUGUAAGCAGAGAUGGCUGAUAUCAAACUGGUGCAGUUCACUUUUUUAUUCUGUAUAUUUAGAAUGAAGUCAAGAUAAAACUUUAUAAAGUCAUCUUUGAUCAUUCCA